AUGUUUCCUUGUCUUGUGAGUGUUGACAAGAACCCUCUCAAAUCCCACUCUACUAUAUCCUAGGGUUUUAAAUCCCCAAAUUUCAAAAUCAAUUCACAUCAAAACAAUUGCAAAAACUAGUCGAGAAUUUAAACGAUGGAAAGCUCAUUAGCAAGCGCCUCUGCAAUCGGUGAUCAACGUCAAAAAAUCGAACAAUAUCGUCACAUUCUCUCUUCUGUGUUAGCCUCCAACGAUGUUAGUCAAGCAAAGAAAUUCAUUGAUCACAUGUUAUCGGAUGAUGUUCCGUUGGUGGUUUCAAGGCAGCUUUUGCAGACAUUUGCGCAAGAGUUAGGAAAGUUAGAGCCUGAACUUCAGAAGGAGAUUGCUCAUUAUACUCUUCAGCAAAUUCAACCUCGUGUCGUUUCGUUCGAGGAGCAGGCCUUAACCAUCAGGGAAAAGCUCGCCGACUUAUUUGAGUCUGAGCAACAAUGGUCAAAAGCAGCUCAGAUGCUCAGUGGAAUUGAUUUGGAUUCUGGAAUGAGAGGGAUUGAUGAUAUCUACAGACUAUCAAAAUGUGUUCAGAUCGCUCGUUUGUAUCUUGAGGAUGAUGAUGCAGUAAAUGCGGAGGCCUUUAUCAACAAAGCUUCUUUCCUGGUCAGCAGCAGCCAGAAUGAAGUAUUGAAUUUGCAAUACAAGGUUUGUUAUGCGAGGAUUCUAGACUUGAAAAGGAAGUUCUUAGAAGCAGCACUACGAUAUUAUGACAUAUCUCAGGUUGAAAAGCGACAAAUUGGAGAUGAGGAAAUUGAUGAAGCAGCACUGGAGCAAGCUUUAUCAGCUGCUGUCACCUGCACAAUACUGGCUGGUGCUGGCCCUCAACGUUCUCGGGUUCUGGCUACUUUGUACAAGGAUGAGCGUUGCUCAAAGUUGAAGAUCUAUCCAAUACUGCAGAAGGUAUAUUUAGAAAGGAUUCUGAGAAAACCUGAGAUUGAUGCAUUUGCAGAAGAAUUGAAACCACAUCAGAAAGCGUUUCUGCCUGAUAACUUCACUGUGCUGGAUCGAGCGAUGAUUGAGCACAAUCUAUUAAGUGCUAGUAAACUUUACACAAACAUAAGCUUUGAUGAAUUGGGCACAUUGCUAGGUAUUCCUCCUCAUAAGGCUGAGAAGAUUGCUUCGAAAAUGAUAUACGAAGAUCGAAUGAGGGGUUCAAUUGAUCAGGUGGAAGCUGUCAUACAUUUUGAGGAUGACACAGAGGAACUGCAACAGUGGGAUCAGCAGAUUGUUGGAGUAUGUCAAGCCCUUAAUGAUAUCUUAGAUGGUAUGGCUAAGAGGGGUUUCCAGAUUCCUGUUUGAUCACAAAAAGCUGUUCAGUCUCGGCUACUGGAAGUAUUGAGGGUUUAGACUUUGGCAUGGCUUAUAAGGAAGCAGCUUUAUUUCAUAUGAAGUGUCGCAGUUGCUCAUGCUUAAGCAUUUGCAUACAAGGGAAAUCAGUUUCGUUGAUUAUUUCUCGUUCUUCAUUGGUGGGGCUUUUCAUUUUUGAGGGGAAAGAAGGCGAUAGAUAGGAUAUGUAUAGAAAAUUCACUUUAUGGAAUUGAUUUUGAGGGAGGCCAUCAUUUAUUAUAUUGUUAAGAUCUAGUCUUCCUCUUGAAAAUUUGCUUAUCAAAGUUCAUUCUGGUGGACAGUAUCAAUACAAAUAGUUUCAUUUCUGACAAAGGUGAUUACGAAAUUUGGCUGUCGAAGUAUUCUACUGUGUAUGUAAUAACACUGACAAUUUUGGCUGUCAAAGUUCUGGGAAUUUGAUGCUCAUCGUUUCAUCGUAAUCACAGAAACUGUGCUCUUACUUCGGAACACGUUUUUGUUCA
This is a messenger RNA of Beta vulgaris subsp. vulgaris (sugar beet), 1838 nucleotides long. RefSeq names its product COP9 signalosome complex subunit 4. Gene Ontology annotation, cellular component: cytosol; COP9 signalosome. Bases 136 to 1329 code for a protein of 397 amino acids. The record is from RefSeq and is a predicted model, not a curated record. The transcript is spliced from 14 exons. NCBI's taxonomy places the organism in Eukaryota, Viridiplantae, Streptophyta, Magnoliopsida, Caryophyllales, Amaranthaceae.